Molecule: messenger RNA, 2618 nt
Organism: Danaus plexippus (monarch butterfly)
Lineage: Eukaryota; Metazoa; Arthropoda; Insecta; Lepidoptera; Nymphalidae
Gene: Hexo2
Product: chitooligosaccharidolytic beta-N-acetylglucosaminidase
Exons: 11
Coding region: 226-2082 (618 amino acids)
Biological process (GO): glycosaminoglycan metabolic process; carbohydrate metabolic process; ganglioside catabolic process
Cellular component (GO): membrane
Molecular function (GO): beta-N-acetylhexosaminidase activity
Source: RefSeq, a predicted model, not a curated record
AGCCAUAGCACACGCCAGUCUCGACGCGGCCGCAUCUAGCGCGAAAAGUGCAGUCCGGUUUCUAAACGAAAAAAUAAUACAAAUCCUGUUCGCUCGAGACGUUUGCAUGUUUUUUUUUUUUUAUUAAUUUAAAAUCAGAACGUAUUUGAUUUAAAGCCGCUGAAUAAUAAAAGUGAUAGUUGUGUGACCAGUUAGAAAUAAAAGUGACAGUAACAAAGGGGAUAAAUGAAUUUACUUAUACAAUUAAAGUUAAUAAAAAUGUGUCGUCUGCUGGUGCUGGCGAUAGUAUUGGUGCAUUUAGUCAACUGUCAGGACAAAGAAAAUGAUAUAGAGGAAUCAACACCGCUUGUCUAUGAACCAUCCUGGACAUAUGAAUGUGUGCCGGAUGAGGGCUGUCAACGCUCCGAUUUUCCGCAGCCGACCCUGAACAGGAGUAUGAUCUUCGAUAGCAUCGACCUAUGCAGGACCGUCUGCGGCCGCUUCGGAGGAAUCUGGCCCAAACCGGUCACGGCGGCCUUGAGCAUGCAGACUAUUAAGAUACAUCCGAAUUACUUGAGAUUCGAUCUUAGCAACGCGCCGGCAGAAACCCGAAAGAUAUUGGCCGAGAUGUCUCAAGUGGCCACUCAGAAUAUCAUAAGUGAAUGCGAGGGUAAUGUCACGGAGGUCGUUGAGAUGCCUGUCAUUGUACACAUCACGGUCAAAACAGACAACAUGAACCUAACCUGGCAGACUGACGAACAAUACCGCUUGGAUGUCCAGAGCAAAGAUACCAGCGUCGUGGUUCAAGUUAUCGCGGAAACGGUUUUCGGAGCACGCCAUGGUUUAGAGACUUUGACGCACCUGAUUUCGGCUGAUAAGCCAGAUUUAUCGGAACAAUCUAAAUGUGGGCUCCGUAUGGUAGCGGGUGCCAAAAUAUGGGAUAAACCUGUGUACCCACAUAGAGGAUUUCUUCUGGACACGUCAAGAAACUUCAUCCCUAUGGACGAUAUCAAAAGAAUGAUCGAUGGUUUGGCUACACUCAAGAUGAACGUCUUCCACUGGCACGUAACAGAUUCACACAGCUUCCCGUUGGAAUCAAGACGAGUGCCGCAGUUUACUAAGUACGGUGCUUAUUCCGCCUCAGAGAUCUACAGUUCGGAGGAAGUACGUGGUCUGGUGGAAUACGCUCUCGUUCGCGGAGUCCGUAUCUUAAUUGAAAUAGACUCACCAGCGCACGCCGGCAAUGGCUGGCAGUGGGGGAAUGAGUACGGUUUGGGUGAUCUGGCGGUUUGUGUGAACGAGAAACCCUGGCGGCAGCUUUGUAUUCAGCCACCCUGCGGGCAACUGAACCCCGCCAACCCUGCCGUAUAUAGAGUAUUGAGAGACUUGUACAGAGACAUCGCUGAAACUCUCACCAAACCUCCUCUAUUUCACAUCGGCGGUGAUGAGGUAUUCUUUGAAUGCUGGAACUCGUCAAAUACGAUCCUAGAGUACAUGCAGACUAAAGGCUACAGCAGGAAUGUUGAAGGUUUCAUCAAUUUAUGGUCGGAAUUUCAUGAGAAGGCUCUCAAUAUUUGGGAUGAAGAACUAGCAGCGAUCGGAGAAACGGAGAAGCAGCCAGUCUUAAUCUGGUCUUCCGAACUCACACAAGCCCACAGGAUACAAAAACAUUUGGACAAAAAAAGAUACACAAUUGAAGUUUGGGAACCUCUGUCCAGUCCUUUGUUAAUUCAACUGAUACGUCUGGGCUACAACGUUAUAUCAGUCCCCAAAGACGUGUGGUAUCUCGAUCAUGGGUUUUGGGGUCAGACGAAAUACUCUAACUGGAGAAGAAUGUACGCACACACACUGCCAAGAGAUCCAAAUGUUUUGGGGGGUGAAGUCGCUAUGUGGACUGAAUAUGUGGAUAAAGAGGCUUUGGAUCCGAGAGUGUUCCCUCGAGUGGCUAGCGUGGCGGAACGUCUUUGGUCGGAUCCCACGACGGGAGCGAGUGGCGCUCAGCCUCGCCUGCAGCGGGUGAGGACGAGACUCGUCCAACGAGGACUGAGGGCGGACGUGCUAGCUCCAGGCUGGUGCGCUCAACACGACACGCGCUGCUUAUAGCGAGCUGAGUGAUUCGUUGGACGAAAGUCAGCCAGAAGCUAUAAAAGCGUUCCCAAAAUGUCUAUCAGCUGCCGUUUUAUUCCAUAUUCAAAAUAUUUCGUGUAAGGUUUUAUUUGAGUCAUAUUUAUUUAUAAUUUAAGAAUAAAAUUUUAAAAAAAUAAAUUAAACUAACCAACUGAUUCUUAUCAUAAUGAAAUGAAACGCUCAAAUUAGUUUAAGACUUUCAUGAUUUUAUAAAAGACAUAAGUUUAAGGUUAAUCUCGGAGGAGAUCUCAUAUUUUAGUUCAAUAUCCUUACUGGAUUAAUUAUGUAUAUUUUACUUACCUAUCAACUUAUGUACCUGUUUUAUUGUUGACGAUUUGUAAAUAAGUAACUAUGCUUAAAAUUAUUAUUUUUUUUAUUGUGAUAAUAAUUUGACGUAAUUAUGACACGGUGUACAGUUCUUAUGUCCGAUUCGUAACUUUCACAUCGAAGUUGUAGUGUAACGUCGCCUAUUAUAAACGCUAAGUUACUUUAAAAUAAAUACAAUGAUCUUA